GCUUUCCGCUCCCCGGGGUAGGUUUUGUUGGGUGAGCGGAAGUUCAGGCUGAGCCUGGUAGUUCCGAGUCGGACUGCCUUCCUGCCUGUGCUAACUCAGUCGUAGCAUCCCCACUCUAUUCUCCCUCCCGCCCAGCACCCCCAGUCGGCUCCGCGCGUAGCCGGAGGCCAGGCGCCAUGGCUCCUCGGGGGAGGAAGCGGAAGGCCGAGGCCACUGUGGUCGCGACGUCGGAGAAGCGGGAGGAACUGGAGAACGGCCGGGAACAGGUGGAAGAGGCGGUCGUCGUCAUUGAGCAUUGCACUAGCUGACGCGUCUACGGGCGCAACGCCGCGGCCCUGAGCCAGGCGCUGCGCCUGGAGGCCCCGGAGCUUCCCGUGAAGGUGAAUCCUUGCAAGCCCCGGAGGGGCAGCUUCGAGGUGACGCUGCUGCGCCCGGACGGCAGCAGUGCCGAGCUCUGGACUGGGAUUAAGAAGGGGCCCCCUCGCAAACUCAAAUUCCCUGAACCUCAAGAAGUGGUGGAAGAGUUGAAGAAGUACCUUUCGUAGGGCGGUUUGGGCAGAAGUCCUCAUGCUGAGCUGUCUCUGGUGAUGUUGGAGAAUUUAUGAUGGGACACGGCUAAACUUCAGUCAUGUACCUGAAGCCAUGGUUUCUUCCACUCCAGAAAUGAUGGUACAGAUGAGGCAACCUUCUAGUAAGGCAUUGUGAAAGUAUUUGAAUUUGGUUUGUUUAAUAAAAGGUUAAAUAAAGUA
This is a messenger RNA of Sciurus carolinensis (gray squirrel), 749 nucleotides long. RefSeq names its product selenoprotein H (gene Selenoh). Gene Ontology annotation, cellular component: Golgi apparatus. Lineage: Eukaryota; Metazoa; Chordata; Mammalia; Rodentia; Sciuridae. The record is from RefSeq and is a predicted model, not a curated record. The transcript has 4 exons.